This is a messenger RNA of Oreochromis aureus, 1167 nucleotides long. RefSeq names its product leptin-like. The transcript is spliced from 2 exons. The record is from RefSeq and is a predicted model, not a curated record. Bases 47 to 532 code for a protein of 161 amino acids. Lineage: Eukaryota; Metazoa; Chordata; Actinopteri; Cichliformes; Cichlidae.
CCAUCUUCUUUCUUUGUUCUUUACAACAGUGGAAAUACACAACACUAUGGACUACGGUCUGGUGCUCCUGUUUUCUCUGUUUCAAGCUUUAAGCAUGGGCACAGCAGCUCCUUUGCCAGUGGAAGUAGUGACGAUGAAAUCAAAAGUGAAGUGGAUGGCUGAACAGCUGGUGGUUAGGCUGGACAAAGACGUACAGGUCCCAGUUAACUGGACUCUCAACCCACCUGCUGAUGAUUUGGAUGGAACUUCCUCCAUAGAGACGGUCUUGAACGGUUACAACAGCCUGAUCCCGGACACCUUUAAAGGGGUCUCCCAGAUCAAGUACGACAUCUCUUCACUGACAGGCUACAUUCAUCUGUGGAGGCAGGGGCACUGCAGCGAACAGCGACCAAAGCCUGAAGUACCAGGGCCACUGCAAGGGCUACAGAGCCACAAAGAAUUCAUUCAAACCGUGGGCAUCGAGGCUCUCAUGAGAGUGAAGGAGUUUCUAAAUCUGCUGCUGAAGAACCUGGAUCAGCUGGAGACUUGCUGAAGGAUGUACAUCAGGACCAGUAUUUCCAAGCUAUUGCCCUGAUUGUUGGACAACAUUUGUAAAGUCUCCAUCAGCGAUGCCUGACUUAACAUUCUGAGUUGUCCACGUUGAAAACUUGAUCAUGUUUUGAACUGAAAUUAUUAUUGAACAGGCACUUAUUUAUAUACACUGUGUAUUUAUUUAUAUAUGGUACUUAGAAGAUAUGUAUUUUGUAAAAUAAUGUUUUUUUACCACAGCAGCACAAAUGUUUCAGGAGAAAUUUUAAAUGACACAAAAGUAAAUCAGCUGUUUACAAGGUUUGUACUAUGACACUGCUGUUGUGUCAACAAAGAGCUCUGAGUGAAGAAUGUGUUUCCCAUUAAGCCAGUCAUCAAGCUGACUCAGCAGUGUAGCAUUAAAACUAGAGGAUAUGUCAUGAUGAACGGCGAUGUCAUCUUUGGAAAUUCCUGACAACCAUCCUGAAACUUGCCAAGAAAGCCACAUGAUGUUUGCAUGAGAGCUGGAAGAAUUAGGGAGGAUAAACUUUACUUCAGUGCAAUAUCACAUCUUCCAAAAAUGUCUAUUUAUAUCCACGGAUGACACGUUAUUUUGCUGUGCAACUGGUACUAUUUUUGUUGCAAUAAAAUAUCAAUACA